UGAGUGUUGCAGAUAUUCCUGAGCCUCCUUUUGCAGAGAAAAUGGGUUUUCCUUUCCUUUCCUUGGAGUUGCUUGCUUGCGGCUAUGGCAGCAGCAGCCAUGAUCGAGCAGCACAACGCUGGACUGGUCUGGACUGGGAAGCACGGUCUCUUCUGACCGCAUCAUGAACGCUGCAAAGCAUCAAAACUUCCACAUUCGACAUGAGAGUAUAUAUAUACCUAUAUGUGUGUGUGUGUGUUUUUGUUUGAGGGGUAUAAUAUACUAUGAAAUGGCUAUGAAUGAAUGAAAGAAAGAAAGAAGGAAGGAAUGAAUGCAUGAAUGAUGGAGUGGUGCAGUGAUGGUGUUGAAGGUGGGAGUGUGCAGAAGAGGCGCCGAGGAGCAUGAACAAGACGACGCUGUCAUGUCGCUAGACUGGCAGAGGGUGCAAUGGAGCGCGAUCCACACAUAGCUGAGCUGGAGCUACUAAGGGGUGGCUAAUUGGGUAGAAGCUAGAUGUUGUUCCCUGUGAGUAGUUUCAUGAUGCGCCAGGAAGGAUAAUCGCAACGUGUGUUUAUACAUUAAACACUAUGUUGCUGGUCUCACUCACACAGGGCAGAUCCCGGGGUUGGGAAUUGGUUGUCAGGAUCAGGGAGAGGGGACUCAAAGCACUGGAGCAGAAUAAGAUGGGUGUAGAUGUUAGGAGAAGGGGAGUACAAAUGUGCUCUCAAAUAUAUAUGCUACAGUUAUUGAAACCCGCUGGUGUAAUGAUGAAAACGGUGAUCAAACCUUAAAUUAACACAGCUGCUGCUGCUGGAUGGGUAAUACUGUCUGUACCUCGCUUGGCAGCGGAUGUGGGCGUGGCCUGCAGCUGAUCGGUCGGCUUAGAAGUUUGUAUAAGGUUUUGCAAGGCCUUGGCGGGUAUUUUGGCAAUCAUGCUGAGUGGGGUCCAGGGGGUUGCCGAGAGUGGGGGAGAGAGAUGAGGAGAGUGGUGAAGACCUGGUGAGCAUUGUCAACAAAAAGUGGAGGCUGGAUGUGAAUGAGUUUGCUUGGCUCAUGAGCGCCUCGAGAUGACUGUCCAAUGCAGAAGCUAGGAAGGAUGCUUCUGCGGCCCAAAGUCAUGUAAAGAGCAGGGUGUUGCCCAACGCUUCUGAUUCCGGCACUUGUGUGUAGAGGAUUCGGCGUCGUAGAAGUGACCGGCAUGAUUAGCUCCCUGCAGAGAGUAGAAUUGUCGGUCGGGGGGGUUGUCUGUGUGUGCUCUCCCACGUCCAAGAAAGGAUGAAUCUGUUUAUCGAGGAGGUAGCUGCACCUUCGAGAGGGCGACGUAGAGUUGCUUUCACGAAGUCCGUCGGUUGAUCGAAAAUGUGCACGCGCAGAGGCAAGACCUGUCUGCUCAUGUUUCGAUCUUUGGUAGAGUGUCAGCUUCUUCCAUCAGAGACCGUCACCUUGUCAUCGAGCCGUGAAACCAACUGACAAUCUUACGGUAAACAGAUAGACCAACGGAGACUACUUGCGAAAAAAAUAGUAAACACAAUUUAGCGGGUUUUGAUCCGCCGUGGGCAUGUCCCUAGUCUGGGCUCACAUCUGAGCACUCUGCAACUACAUCGCUUGUUCCGUGAAGAUUUAUGCAGGAUUUUCACAUGGCAUGUCGUUUUCGAAGCGCUAUAAAGCUUGAGUAACUCCAAAUAAGUGAGAGAAGGGGGCCGGGACGAAAGCUGUCACAGAUAGAGAUCGGCCACGAUCACCACCCUGAGUGUGCUUGGAUCACACAUGCUACCCUUUGCCUUAGGGGCCCACGCUCGUUAAGUAUCAUCGAGUCCUCAAAAUCUUAUCCCACUUGGACAGCGAGCAUCAGCCACAGAAAGCACUAUUCCCUCGCUCGCAUGCGCGUCUCGAUUGUUCUUAGAAUUUUCAUGAAGUAGUCGGAUCCUCUGGCGAUUGAGCCGAGCAUGAUGCGUCUGACACGGGAGCCGAGAGUCACACGAAUCCUUGUCUCGCAUUGCUUGAUUUCGUUUCCCUCGGAACCUUUUAGACGUGGGUCCAGCUGCUAGCCGGUCGGAAAUUGGGACAAGUACUGGAAGGACUUGCCCCCUCGAGGUGAUCAUGAGUGGCGCCACCUUUUGUGUACUUCCAGCUUGCCGAUGCGCAUAGAUAGGUUAAAAGAGGAGGAAUUUGCUUGUGUUUUCGCUACUGCGAUCUUCUCUUAUCUCAUCAUCCCUCGGAAACGAUAAUGGUACCUGCAGAAUCUUGGCCCAUAAGCUCUCUGAGAUCAUCAAGAACCGGCCUGGUUGUUCUUUCAAGUUCUUGUAACUUCCAGUUUAGCUUAAUUAGGCCUGUUUAGGUGGGGCUCGGAGAAGGUGGCGUGUGCAUCUGGGUCGGGUGGUUCAUGACAUCGGUGCUACUGCUGAGUUCGGUGGAGAGCAGCUCUUGGUAGCCUUGGCGGUCUGAUCGGUUCUGGGGGUACAGGGUAGAGAAUCCGUCCCAUUUUCUGCAGGCGAUCUCAGAUUGGGCACGCGCAGGCUAGCACGGAUUUAAGGUUCUGAGGUUGAAAGCUCUGGUGGCAUUGAGGGAUUCUGGCAGCGUCGCUUCAUCCGAGUGCAGAUCUUGAGUCCUGGAGGUCAAAUUUACGCCAUUCGUCAGCAGUAUAAUUAGAGGUGUUCACUUGUUAAAGGAUCAUGCGACUUGAUCCUGCGGCUGGAAAACGUUCUAGAAUAGUUGACUCACUGCUUAGCCACAAUACUGAUCCCGUCCCCGAACAGAAGGUUGAGAGACUGUAAAGGCGUUGCCUCCAUUUGUGAAAGUUACGAGUAUCUGAGAAGACGUGAUGACACCCGAGGAAUUAGAGAUAGCGAAAGUUAGGCAAGCUGGAGCUCAACACAGGUUGGAGAUAUAAAGAUCAUGGGCCGCCACUCGUGUUGUCACAAACAAAAACUGAAGAAAGGGCUGUGGUCACCAGAAGAAGAUGAGAAGCUGGUGCGUUUCAUAACCAAGCACGGCCAUGGCUGUUGGAGUGCCGUCCCCAAACAAGCUGGUCUCCAAAGGUGCGGGAAGAGCUGCAGGUUGCGGUGGAUCAACUACCUCCGGCCGGAUUUGAAACGAGGCGUAUUUUCGGCAGCAGAGGAGAACUUGAUCAUUGACUUGCAUGCUGUUCUUGGUAACAGGUGGUCACAGAUUGCAACCCAGCUACCAGGCCGCACGGACAACGAAAUAAAAAACUUCUGGAACUCUUGCAUCAAGAAGAAGCUGCGUAACAUCGGCAUCGACCCCAACACUCACAAGCUCGUGGGCCCGGAGUCAUCAAAUCUACUCGGUGAAAGCUCUUCCAGUGAGAUCAAUCCCCCAAGCGAAUCCAACAGAUCACCCUCUUCCAACCAGCAACUCAUCCCCAACAACUCCCUGGGAUGCGUCAGAUUUACAAACAACGAGUUCAAAGCGCAGUCGUUGUUCCAUCCUCCAGCUUCCCACAACCCGUUUAACCCUAUGGAAGAUGUGCUAUACAAUCCAACCAGAGGUCUCAACCAUAUUCAGUCUCAUGGAGACAGUCAAUUUUUGGACUUUAACCGCGUGCAGAGUAUGCAGGGCAAUGGAUUGUCAACCGACAACCUUCUGGAGCGACUGAUGAUGGGGGGGAAGCACAGCGGGGGGCUGCCUCCAAAGGUGCCAUCCAUGCAACAUGCGACUGAAAGCCUCGACCAUGAUUCCAAUGGACCGAACCCUGAGCACCAGCACUCCACCAUGGUUCCACCAACUUUCAACCCUGUCUUCUGGCUGCUACACUCAAGCGGUUCUUCCUCCUCUGAACCGAUUCAAAGCACAGGUAAACCAUUCCCUGGCCAUAAUCAGCAUUCAGCUCCAGAGAUAGAGAUGCGGUUAGGUCCCUUUGCGCCGAGCUCGUCGUCCGCUCCCCACGACUUCCACGGCGAGAGCUUCCAGAGGUUUGUACAGGACCGAGGGGACUUGAGCUCCAUCACUGCGAAUCUGCAGCUGCGAUCGGGUUCAGGAUCAGCUCAUGACGACGCCAUGAAUGUGGACCAUACUAAUGUCCGAAGACCGUACCGGUGGCAGGGGCAAAAUGGUAGCGAGCCGAGCAGUAGCAGCACCAGUAACGAUACGGGGAUCAGCCACCCCUGCAGCCAUCUCGUGUUCCAGGAGCCUAGUGGCAACCAUCUCUGGUCCAACGCUGAUUCCACUUCGGGACCAACCAUUCUCAAACCUGGUCACCUUCCAGGUCAAGACGCCAUCAGCGAUACAACAUCCACUAGACCCCGGUUCUCAUCAGACCAGGGACCGGACCACGACACCGUCAUGAAAUGGAACGACUUGCUGCCGACGCCCGAGAACAACCCUCGUCAGAAUCACAACAUCAACAAUCUGAGCCGGUCCCAGGGGAGCCACCCCCACACGCAAAACAACGGACCAUCAUCUCAUGCUCAGUUCAGCACCUCGCAGCAGCCACUGCACUGCAUGACCUGGCAGAUGCAAGCCAGUCACGGAGGCCAUGAUGCCAUGUUCGAUUCCAUGGCACCCAUGUCUCAGGAGCUCCAGCGCAUGGCCGCUGUUCUCGACCAGAUUUGAGCCCCAUCAUGUUACAAACCAACCAAGCAUCAGUUGUAGCACGAUCUAGACUAGGGAUCUAUUAGCUUGCUAGCAUCAGAUGCAGUACAGUGCAGAUAAACUUGUGGGUGAAUUCUUAUACCCUUACUUCAGGCGGAAGCCGAGGCUUGGAAGCCCCUGAAACUCAAAUAAGCUGCGGUGGGCAAGUAAGGGGUGGCAGAGAGAGAGAGAGAGAGAGAGUGAGAGAGCGAAUUCAAUUAAAUUAAAAGUGGUCUGCUCCGUGCGGAGCAAUGUGGCGUGGUAGACAGUAGGACCCUAGAGAGACCAUCAACUCAGACUGACGUUGCAUUCCAUUGCACUGCAUUAUUGAUUUCAGAGACAGAGAGAGCGAGAGAGAGAGUGCUGUGGUGGCCGUGUUUAUAAAUCCCAUGGUAUUGAUCCAUUCGUAUCAAUUGUAUUGUAUAUUGUAUUGUA
Molecule: messenger RNA, 5004 nt
Organism: Physcomitrium patens
Lineage: Eukaryota; Viridiplantae; Streptophyta; Bryopsida; Funariales; Funariaceae
Source: RefSeq, a predicted model, not a curated record